AUGAAAUUCAAAUUCUGUGGGGGUGGUGACUGCCCAGAAUGGUUAUUGGUUCAGAUCAAUGCACUAUCAAGGAUGACAUCGAUUAAAAUGAAACUGUUAGCCCAGUGCACGGUUAAUUCAUUGCUCGGAGAACCAUUCAACUUUGAAAAAGCUAAGGAGCUUAUGGCUGAUGCUAAACUGGAUGUUGAAAACUGUAAAGCAUGUGUAGCUGCAAUCACAUAUAUACUAAAAAAUGCUGCCUGUCAUGCUGUUUCUCAAAAUUAUCUUUCCAACGAAUUACAACAAAUUGGUUUGCCACGUGAACAUGCUUCAGCGCUAUGUAGAGUAUAUUUGGAUAACUUAUCUCAAAUAACUAAAGUGUUGAAGAAUGAAUCUUUGCAAAUUGGUCGUUUAAAUGAUGUGGAUAUAUCCAAAGGAAAUGAUGGCGAAUAUGUGAUUAAAUUAAAUUAUAAUAAUACAUCUAAAAUUAUGGAAGAAAAUAAAUUCACGUUAACCAAGGAACAAAUUCAACUUUUAAUUGCAGGUAUGUAG
This is a messenger RNA of Macrosiphum euphorbiae (potato aphid), 531 nucleotides long. Lineage: Eukaryota; Metazoa; Arthropoda; Insecta; Hemiptera; Aphididae. The record is from the annotation of a GenBank genome assembly.